UUUAUCGAGAAGUACAAGCACGAGGCUGGCGCUGUCUUGACGUGCGCUACUGCGCCCUCCACGACCAUGAUGGUGGCUCUAGUUCACCACAGUCCUGACGACGACGGUCGGCAUGAGACAGACGCAUGGGUAUUCGUAUCGAGUGACCCCAACCAUGACUUCGAUUUCCACAUCUACGCCAUGGACAUCAUCCUUCGGUACUACAUCACGGGGGAUGGGCGGGCCGCUACUGCUGGAACACCGGUCCCCACGGUGCACAUCUUCACCGACGGGUGCGCCAAACAGUACAAGGGGAAGCGCAACUUUUACGCUGUGGCCAAGAGCUUGCACAGGCUUGGUGUUGUCCUCAUCCACAACUUCGCGGUCACGUCGCACUUCAAAGGCGCCCACGAUGGCAUCGGGGGGUUGCUGAAGGCUCUGUUGCGAGAAGCGGAGAAAAGGGGCCAGCGCAUUCACAACACCCAAGCCGCAGCCGACUUCCUCCAAGUCUACGCCGAGGCAAAGGAGGAUGGAGGAGGUCACUUUUCAAGCUGGUCCCCCUACCGGAUCAAGAGGUUCCACAUCAAGCUUCUUGGACACCGAGAGAUCCCUCGCCCGUUCGUAGAUUUGACGGGCAUCUCUGGGAGUUCCAAGCUGUACCAGUUCAUGGGAGCGGAGGUCCAGGAGGAGGAGAGCUCGGGCGUAGGCGUAGAGGUGCAGAAAGAGGACGGGGUUUCCCUCGUAGGCGGCGAGAAAGAGGUUGUAGUUAACCCGCAGAGAUGGCAGGCGGACGAAUCAACCGUUCUGACGCUUCCGGCUGUCACGAAGCGAUACAAGCUACGCGUUCGCCAGGCGUCGUGCUACUGCUCGAAGUGUAGUGUUGGAGCUUACGACGACUGCGUCCCNCUCGUAGGUGGCGAGAAAGAGGUUGUAGCUAACCCGCAGAGAUGGCAGGCGGACGAAUCAACCGUUCUGACGCUUCCGGCUGUCACGAAGCGAUACAAGCUACGCGUUCGCCAGGCGUCGUGCUACUGCUCGAAGUGUAGUGUUGGAGCUUACGACGACUGCGUAUCGGCCAAGAAGUACGCGGGGAUGGUGGGUAUGGUGAAGACUGUGUCGGGCAAGCACAAGGUUACUCGGGCGUCUUGUGGUGUAGGGAAUUGAGGGAUGUCCGUAGUGCACGUCAUGUUCUCGUGUUUGGCGCCUUGUUCUCUUCUAUGUUCGNCUCGGGCGUCUUGUGGUGUAGGGAAUUGAGGGGUGUCGGUGGUGCACGUCAUGUUCUCGUGUUUGGCGCCUUGUUCUCUUCCAUGUUCUUUUGUUUUUUGGGGUAAUUUUGUUGCAGUUUUUGUACUUUUUUUGUUGCUGUGUGCUGUUUGUUGCAUGUUGCUGUUCAUAUGC
Ectocarpus sp. CCAP 1310/34 is the source of this 1377-nucleotide messenger RNA. NCBI's taxonomy places the organism in Eukaryota, Phaeophyceae, Ectocarpales, Ectocarpaceae. The record is from the annotation of a GenBank genome assembly.